Messenger RNA from Guillardia theta CCMP2712, 535 nucleotides. RefSeq lists its product as hypothetical. The transcript has 5 exons. Gene Ontology annotation, molecular function: structural constituent of ribosome. Gene Ontology annotation, cellular component: mitochondrial large ribosomal subunit. Lineage: Eukaryota; Cryptophyceae; Pyrenomonadales; Geminigeraceae. Bases 19 to 390 code for a protein of 123 amino acids. The record is from RefSeq and is a predicted model, not a curated record.
AGAGCGAGCUAGUCUGAGAUGUCUCUCUGGAUUACGCGAUGGAUGCGAAGCGGGCUCCCUCCCAUGAUGAGAAUGCCAAAGAAGGCAGCAGCUGCAGCAGUGGAAAAGAAAAAGAUUGUGCAAGAGUUUGUUCCUGAAACGAGCAAGCCAGGGGACGUCAUUCCCGGUCUCAACUACAUGAAAGAUGGAAAAGAUCCUGUCAUUAUGGAGGACGACAAGUAUCCAGAAUGGUUGUUUGAACUCUUGAAGCCAAGGCGAACGAUGCAGGAUUUAGAAAAAGAUGCAGAUAAAGAUGUUCACAGUCUGACUUAUCAAGAACAACGGAGGCUGAUGAAAUUGAUCAAUCGGCAAAGGAUCAAAACCGAGAACGAGAGAAAGAGUAAGGCUUAGACGGUCUUAGCUUGCAGUCACAAUAUCCUCACGUGUGCACUCGACGGGGCAUGCGGAAGAUGCCAGCGGUGAAGAUGCCAGCGGUGUCAACGGGCAAAGCGAAUUAUAGUUUACAACAAGGGAAUACAGUGCGAGCUCGACAGGA